AGUAUUAGUCUGUUGAGUUUGGUUUAGUGGAUAUUUAUUCAGGAAUUUUACAAAAACAAGGAAACAGAGAAGAGGAAUAGUGCCGUGCAGAUGACCUCGGGGUUCAGGCGACACUCAAAUACCUGCUUCUCCUCUGGGUUUAUUACCAUCUCUUACUUGGUUGACGUUUAGACAUAUUGCAGGAGAUAGUUGAAAAGCAGAGGUUGACUGCAUUUCCAGUGGUGUUUCGCUCUGCUGGUAUUUGUUCCUCGGUGCUGCUGUGCAAAGGGCCAGAGCUGCAUCCAACGGAUCUUUUCUUCAGGUUGUGCAGGCUGGCUGCCUUGAUGUCGUAGUUACUGAUGUUGGCUGCCGACGAACCUUAUUCCUUUACAUUUGCCUGGUCCUCAUUUAACCGGAAAACACAGUAGCUGUAGCUGCACAUAGACUUCUCCUCUUUCUGUUUCCCCCUCAUCCCCCUCCCUAGACUUCUCUGGGCUUUGACGUCAUGUGUGCUCCUUUCAGUUGCCAUAGCAACCCCAUUCCCCAAGCCCUGUGUCCGUCUCCUCUGGUAGGUUCCACAAUGGUACAGGCAGCAUCACGCUGCACAAUGGUUUCCAGGCAGUGAAAGAGGGUGAUUCAGCAAGCCACUCUUCUUCUUUUUUCUUUAACCUCCCCUUCACUUUUUAUUUUUAUGGGGGUGGGUGGUGCUUGCUAUAUGCUUACCUUUUUCUUUUCUUUUUUCAUUUUUACAAAUCUCCUUUUUUGUCCUCACCCCUCGAUUCCUAGGGGCUUGAGUGAGUUUAAGAUUGGGUUUUCUUGGAAAUCACCUGUCCGUCGUUAAUUUUAAACAAUUUCCCUAUCUCCAAAGAAUCUCUUCCAUAUUACAGUCUGGAAUGUGGUUAAUGAAAAACAAGUAGGGAGGAUUUCUGGGGCAAACACUGCCGAAUCAGGAUCGUAGUUCUCAGGCACGGAAUGGCUAGUGUGAGAAACACCAACGGCAGGCCCAUCUCAGAUCUUCACUAUGGCAACUCAUACAAGAAGCUGUUGAAUUAGACCUGUUUCCUAUAGAUGAGAAUCCAUACAAGCUGUGGUAUUUAUGAGCCUCCAUUUCUUAUACUACUGCAGUGAACCAACAUUGGAUGUGAAAAUUGCCUUUUGUCAGGGAUUCGAUAAACAAGUGGAUGUGUCAUAUAUUGCCAAACAUUACAACAUGAGCAAAAGCAAAGUUGACAACCAAUUCUACAGCGUGGAAGUGGGAGACUCAACCUUCACAGUUCUCAAGCGCUACCAGAAUCUAAAGCCUAUUGGCUCUGGGGCUCAGGGCAUAGUUUGUGCCGCGUAUGAUGCUGUCCUUGACAGAAAUGUGGCCAUUAAGAAGCUCAGCAGACCCUUUCAGAACCAAACCCAUGCCAAGAGAGCGUACCGGGAGCUGGUCCUCAUGAAGUGUGUGAACCAUAAAAACAUUAUUAGUUUAUUAAAUGUCUUCACACCCCAGAAAACGCUGGAGGAGUUCCAAGAUGUUUACUUAGUAAUGGAACUGAUGGAUGCCAACUUAUGUCAAGUGAUUCAGAUGGAAUUAGACCACGAGCGAAUGUCUUACCUGCUGUACCAAAUGCUGUGUGGCAUUAAGCACCUCCACUCUGCUGGAAUUAUUCACAGGGAUUUAAAACCAAGUAACAUUGUAGUCAAGUCUGAUUGCACAUUGAAAAUCCUGGACUUUGGACUGGCCAGGACAGCAGGCACAAGCUUCAUGAUGACUCCAUAUGUGGUGACACGUUAUUACAGAGCCCCCGAGGUCAUCCUGGGGAUGGGCUACAAGGAGAACGUUGACAUGUGGUCAGUAGGGUGCAUCAUGGGAGAAAUGAUAAAAGGUGCAGUGCUGUUUCCUGGCACUGAUCAUAUUGACCAGUGGAAUAAGGUAAUUGAACAACUAGGAACACCAUGUCCAGAAUUCAUGAAGAAAUUGCAACCCACAGUAAGAAACUAUGUGGAGAAUCGGCCCAAGUAUGCGGGACUCACCUUCCCCAAGCUCUUCCCAGAUUCCCUCUUCCCAGCGGACUCCGAGCACAAUAAACUCAAAGCCAGCCAAGCCAGGGACUUGUUGUCAAAGAUGCUAGUGAUUGACCCAGCAAAAAGAAUAUCAGUGGACGACGCCUUACAGCAUCCCUACAUCAACGUCUGGUAUGACCCAGCCGAAGUGGAGGCGCCUCCACCUCAGAUAUAUGACAAGCAGUUGGAUGAAAGAGAACACACAAUCGAAGAAUGGAAAGAACUUAUCUACAAGGAAGUAAUGAACUCAGAAGAGAAGACUAAAAAUGGCGUAGUAAAAGGACAGCCUUCUCCUUCAGGUGCAGCAGUGAACAGCAGUGAGAGUCUCCCUCCAUCCUCGUCUGUCAAUGACAUCUCCUCCAUGUCCACUGACCAGACCCUGGCAUCUGACACUGACAGCAGCCUGGAAGCUUCGGCAGGACCCCUGGGUUGUUGCAGGUGACUAGCCGCCUGCCUGCGAAACCCAGCGUUCUUCAGGAGAUGACGUGAUGGAACACACACACAUACACAGACACUCAUGCACACUCACAAAUGCAGACACACAACAUCAAGAAAGCAGCAAGGGAGGGAAUCCAAGCCUAAAAUUAAAUCAAUCUUUCAGCCUGCUUCUUCCCCAGAGUUCUGUAUUGCAGCUGAGCUCAAAUGUAUAUUUAACUUCUAGUUGCUCUUGCUUUGGUCUUCUUCCAAUGAUGCUUACUACAGAAAGCAAAUCAGACACAAUUAGAGAAGCCUUUUCCAUAAAGUGUAAUUUUAAUGGCUGCAAAACCAGCAACCUGUAACUGCCCUUUUAAAUGGCAUGACAAGGUGUGCAGUGGCCCCAUCCAGCAUGUGUGUGUCUCUAUCUUGCAUCUACCUGCUCCUUGGCCUAGUCAGAUGGAUGUAGAUACAGAUCCGCAUGUGUCUGUAUUCAUACAGCACUACUUACUUAGAGAUGCUACUGUCAGUGUCCUCAGGGCUCUACCAAGACAUCAUGCACUGGGGUACCACAUGGUCCAUUUCAUGUGAUCUAUUACUCUGACAUAAACCCAUCUGUAAUAUAUUGCCAGUAUAUAAGCUGUUUAGUUUGUUAAUUAAUUAAACUGUAUGUCUUAUAAGAAAACAUGUAAAGGGGGAAUAAAUGGGGGGAGCGAGCUCUCUCAGACCCUUGAAGAUGUAGCUUCCAAAUUUGACUGGAUUAAAUGGCACCUGUAUACCAAUUUGUAGAAAGAACAUAUGUGAUACUUAUGUAAAGUGUGGGGGGAGUGGGUCGUAGUUUUCAGGCACGAAAUGGUUUGGCCUUUAGGAGGCAGGUGUGAAUAAAAGCUGAGAGACUUUUCUGUGACAGUGAAGAGUAGGAGAGACUGGAGAGUAGUGUGCGUUAUGGACUAAGACUAAAAGGAGGUUAUUACCCAGAUACUAAGAGACACUGGUGUCCCUAUUUUAGAUAUUUGGCCCUAUUCCCAUUUGUCAUUUCUCAAUUACUGGUCACAACAAGAGGCCACUGGAGAAAGUGGCAGGUGGUGAAGCAAGGUUAUUGCGUGUGCUUUUGAUGAUAAGAAUCUCUCUCUGGAACUGAGCAGAAUUGCCUCCGUGUGAAUUCCUUCAACAAAAAAAUGAGCCUGCCUACACUACUUUCAGGUUGUGGAUUAUGUUUUCCAUGUGAGGGCAGCUUCCCUGGUUCAUACUCUACCAAAGUUUUGUUUUGAGAAAUAAUAUCACUUUCCUCUUCUGAAAUUAAAAAAAAAAAAAAGUCAAUAAGAAUAAAACCCCCAAAGCACAGUGUGAGUCUCAGGUUAGCAUUUUAAAACAUCUCCAGAGACAUUGUUAUUCCUCAGGAGUUUCCCCGACUCUUUGAUGUGGCUAACGUUUCAUGUUUAUUUAUUUAUUUUCAUAAGUAUGAGCAAUCGAAGAAGGGCUAUCAUCUGAGUUUUGUACUGCAGUAGAUGUAAGAGCAAUAACUCUGCCCAUAAAUUUGCUGCUGCCAAAUAGUUCUAGCAAUAUGAGUUUACCUUAAAAGCCAUGAAGCAUUAAUGUCAAUGUUUAGCAAAAUCUCCUGAAUUUGGCUUAAAUUAAAUGAAAGUGCUUUCCUGAGCACUUAAGGAGGCACUGUGAAACAUCUUGGUUAUAUAAAAGGCAAUACCAAGGUGAUCUCAGCAAUAAUUGGUUCAGGCUUCCCUUCUUAUUCACUUCAAAGUAUCCAUCACAGUUAUUUGCACUCUGACCAUGUUGGUGCUCACCAAAGUGGUGAUAUUUCACCUGAAGAAGUGAAAGACAGGAAGUGGAUGGUUGAUGAGUGUGAACUGACUGGUAAAUAGAAUACCCCCAAAACAGAGCAAACAAGAAUGCCAGUGCUCUGAAAACUGCCUUAAAUAUAAUAAUAGGGAACUUUCUUUCUCUCUUCAAGCAAUAGAGUCCACAGAGAACUGCACCCACCUGCACCAUCGCCAUGCCAGCGGUGCUGCCAUUCUGAGAUUGUUUCACACAGAUUCAGUACAUGUGAUCAUUUGCUCAAAAUAAAGAGAAGAACAUUCCUUUGUGCAGCUU
This is a messenger RNA of Chlorocebus sabaeus (green monkey), 4551 nucleotides long. RefSeq names its product mitogen-activated protein kinase 10 (gene MAPK10). Gene Ontology annotation, molecular function: ATP binding; MAP kinase activity. The record is from RefSeq and is a predicted model, not a curated record. Gene Ontology annotation, biological process: protein phosphorylation. Lineage: Eukaryota; Metazoa; Chordata; Mammalia; Primates; Cercopithecidae.